GAAACGGUUUCAUCAAGCAUUCGAAGAACUCAAACACAACAUGUUAGUCAUAGGAGUAUUGCUGGCGUUCCUAACGCUGGCUACUGUUAACUGUCGGCCAAACUUCGCCUACAAUCAGAGUGUUCCUUACACUAACUUGCAAUUUGACCUUGACAGCUUUAAUGUUUUGGAUGUUUUCAUGUCGUAUGAUCAAACCAAUCAAUGGUUGGCAGCAUUAGCGGCUGAAUAUCCAGACAAGUGCAAGGUACAACCGAUUGGCGAUUCUUUCUAUGGUCUCGACAUCAACGCGAUCCAUAUCAACACACAACAAAGCAAGAAAAUUUUCGUAGUCGCUAACCUAAAUGCGCGCGAGUGGGCUGCCAUGACAUCGGCCAUCUACAUCAUCCACGAGCUUGUGCGUAAUUCCAACAGCUACCCAGACGCGGCAAAGUAUCAAUGGGUCGUUGUUCCCAUCACAAAUCCGGAUGGCUACGAGUAUACAAGAACCACAGAUCGCUUCUGGCGCAAAAACCGUUACCCUCAAACGGACACUGAAUUCGGAACAGACCUAAACCGUAACUUUGAUUACAUGUGGGACUUGUUGCUGAACGAAGAAGAUGAUGAUAGGCUAGGAGAAACUUACCGUGGUCCAGUACCGUUGUCGGAAUUCGAAGCUAGGGCAAUUGCAAAAUUUCUUCAGCAAAAUGCGAAUUCAAUCGUGCUCUAUGUUGAUCUACAAGCUUACGGAGAGUAUUUAAUGAUUCCUUGGGGUUAUACGAAAGAUCCUGCACCAAAUGCUGAGUUCCUUACGUCUGUAGCACAGGCAGGCUCUAAAGCUAUAACAGAUCCUACGAGAGUACCUCGCGAUGCGCCCUUUUAUUUGGUGGGAUCAGCAGCGGAGUUAAUGAAACCGGCGCCGGGAUCUAGUAUCGACUACUGUCUAUCCGUUGGAGUAAAGGCUUGUAUUGCCAUGAAGUUGACAAAUCGGUCAUACGAAAUACAUACCUGGGGUAUCCCUAUAUUCGGCCAACAAGCCCUGGCUGCCGUGCAAGCAAUGGCAGAUAAAGCAGACGAAGGAUAAACGCUACGACGGGAGAUGUUUGGUUUUGAGAUUCAAACCGCUGCAAAGAUUCAAGCUAUGUAGAAUUAAU
Messenger RNA from Anopheles merus, 1130 nucleotides. Its product is annotated as carboxypeptidase B-like. Gene Ontology annotation, biological process: proteolysis. The record is from RefSeq and is a predicted model, not a curated record. Lineage: Eukaryota; Metazoa; Arthropoda; Insecta; Diptera; Culicidae. The transcript is spliced from 3 exons. Gene Ontology annotation, molecular function: zinc ion binding; metallocarboxypeptidase activity. The coding region runs from base 41 to 1060 and encodes 339 amino acids.